AUGCCAGCCGCACUCAAGCGCACCCGCACACCCUCUCCAGAUCGUCUUCGCCGCUCACUGUCCCCUCUCACCCCGCCCCCGCCGAGUUCGCGCCGCCCAUCCUCGUCCAAGGUCAAACUCGAAGCCACUUCCUCCUCUGCCGAGAGCCCACACAAAUCAAAGAAACUGCAACUGCUAGCGACGUAUGCCUCUACCUCGCCCUUUCCCGACUUUGCGCGGCCUACGCCAAUCGAAGCGCACGAAGUACACCGCCUGCUCUUGAGCCAGUUCCCCGAGCUGGCCACGAAGAAGAGGAAAGCAGACGAGAAGAACAACGCCGCCGGGACUUGCGGCGGCGUACCGAACGUAAUCGAAAGUCUUAUAGGCAUGUCUCGCCACAACACAUCCUCCAAGAACUCCACCGGCGCCAAACGUUCCCUUGAUGCUGCUUUUGGGCGUAACAAUUUUGCCGCCAUUGCCGACGCCCCACGCGAGCGCGUCGUGGAUGCUAUCCGGCACGGCGGACUCGCGAACAAGAAGGCCGGCGUCAUUCAAAAUCUGCUAAAAGAAAUCAAAGCGCGGCAUGGAGAUUACUCUCUACAACAUCUGGCCUCCAGACCGUCAAAAUCAGCACUCUCGGAUGACGAGAUCAUGCACGAGCUAGUUUCGUACGACGGCGUCGGCCCUAAGACCGCGUCAUGCGUCCUCCUCUUCUGCCUCGAACGUCCUUCAUUCGCAGUCGACACGCACGUGUUCCGCCUGUCUAAGAUGCUGGGCUGGGUGCCUGCGAAGAGCGAUCGAGUGUUGGCCCAAGCCCACCUGGACGCGCGUAUCCCGGGAGAGCUCAAAUAUGGGCUACACUGUGGUUUCGUGAAGCAUGGUAGGGUGUGUCCAGCGUGCAAAGCGGGGCCGAGUGGAGGGGGCAAAGUCGAAUGUGUUUUGCGAAGGUGGAUCAGGGAGAGGGGAUGGGAACCGGAGGAGGAGGAGGGUGGGCAGGACGCCAAAGUGAAAGUGGAGGAUGGCGUAGUAGACAUUCUGAAGGAGGAGGGAGCGGAAACACGACCCCGAUCGAGGAAGAGGAUCAAGACGGAGGAGUAUUAGAUCUUACAUCUUACAUUCUGUUCCGAUUUACGCGUAUCACAUGAUCGCGUCAGUGCCGUUGCCCGAGCCGACGGUGC
Molecule: messenger RNA, 1157 nt
Organism: Punctularia strigosozonata HHB-11173 SS5
Lineage: Eukaryota; Fungi; Basidiomycota; Agaricomycetes; Corticiales; Punctulariaceae
Product: DNA glycosylase
Exons: 3
Coding region: 1-1080 (359 amino acids)
Biological process (GO): base-excision repair
Molecular function (GO): catalytic activity
Source: RefSeq, a predicted model, not a curated record